Messenger RNA from Hydra vulgaris (swiftwater hydra), 2605 nucleotides. Its product is annotated as engulfment and cell motility protein 1. Gene Ontology annotation, cellular component: plasma membrane. Gene Ontology annotation, biological process: actin filament organization; cell motility. The record is from RefSeq and is a predicted model, not a curated record. Gene Ontology annotation, molecular function: protein binding. Lineage: Eukaryota; Metazoa; Cnidaria; Hydrozoa; Anthoathecata; Hydridae.
UUUUGCUUUUUAGGUGAAUAGUUUUUUUUAAUGGCUCCCUCAGCAGAUGUUAAAAGAAUUGCUAUCAAGAAAGAAGGAUACUUUCCUAUUUUGUAUCAUUUAUACCCUGCUGCAAAGUUAUCAGAUGUCAUAAAAGAGAUUUGUUUAAAAUGGACGAUUACAUCAAAGUUUGAUCAACAUUCUUUGCAGUAUCUUGAUUCUAAAAUAUAUAUUACAGAGGAGAAUCGUGCUGAUAUUCAUGAUGGUGAUAUUCUUACAUUAAACUGGAAUGUUGAGCUUUCAGCAUCAAAGUUUCUUUUGGAUAUUGAACAACCAGAUUCAGAGAUUAAAAGAAUGGCAUUAGAUCAGCUGGCAGGUGUUGAUUGUGCAGGUCAAGCUGAAGAUCCUUUGUUUGCCAAUGAAUUUAUAAAUAGAAACGGAGUAAAUGCAUUGGUUAAAAUAAUAGAAAGUGAUACUGAAUCUCCAUAUUUAGUUGCGCAAGCAAUUUCUGCUGUACAGGAACUUCUUGAACACGGAUUCUUUUCUUGGGAUAAAGUUGAACGUUCAUUUAUCACUAAGAUUCUGGGAUAUGCAAAUCAAAGUAAAGGUGUUGAUUCCAAAAUUGUGCAACGUUCAUUAUCCUUACUUGAUAAUAUUGUGUCUAUGAGUUCAACUUUGUUUAUACGAAUAAUGAAUGAAGUAAAGCUUGAUAGUCUUGUUGAUUACCUAAAAAGUUCUGAUACCAAACUUCAAAUAAGUACGAUGGCACUAUGCAAUAGUAUUCUUCAAAGAAUGGAGCAUGAAAAUCGAAAGAAAUUUACACAUACUUUAUCAACAAAAGGUUAUACAAAUGUGUUACAACAGAUUAUAGCAUCAUCUACCACGGGUACACUUUCAAGUGAUAUCAAACACCAGUUGUAUGUUUAUCAAUCAUUGUUACUCAGUGUUCUUGAGCCGCGGCUUAAAACUAAACCUGACCAUUCUGAUCCUAAAUUACUUACUGAACUAAACAGUAUUUACAAUUAUGCAUUUGAGUCAGCACCAUUAGCUAAAGAUAAGAAUUUAGGAAAAGCUGAUUUCAAAAAGUUAGGUUUUGUUAACAGCGACUCACCCUUAAGUGAUUUUGAGGAAACUCCACCUGGUAUGUUAGCAUAUGAUGCCAUGUUAUAUUUUGCUCAAAAACAACUGGAUUCUUAUGUAAAGGUAAUUCUUGAAAACUAUGGGCGUGAUGAAGAUUGCAAAUGCCCAUUUGCAAAGAGCUCCAAACAUCUAACAAAGAUGCUUUGCGAAGUUUUGAAUGUUGGAGAACCAAUAUCAGACACUGAAGAGCAAUUUCAACCAAUGUUUUUCACUACAGACAAUGUGUUUGAAGAACUAUAUUGUGUUUCUAUUCAACUUCUUAAUAAAACAUGGAAAGAGAUGAGAGCUAAGACUGCUGAAGAUUUUCCUAGAGUCAUUGGUGUAGUGAAAGAUCAAAUCAAAAGAGCUCUUGUUACAAAACCAGAAACUAUUGAAAAAUUUAAAAAUAAGGCUUUCAGUUUGACAUACCAACAGAUUCUUCGAAUGAUGCAACAAGAAGCCCAGGAGAGAAAUAUUCUCGACUCUCAAACAAAACCAGUCAUAGAACUUCGUGAACAAAUCGUUCCUGAAAUUCGUGAGCUUGUUAGACAACAAAGAUUAUCACAACUUGUUGAAGGUCUUAUGUUUGAUCAAAUUUCAAAAAGAGGCCAGCAGAAAGGUUAUUGGUUUUGCUGUCUUUCCCCAAACCACCGCUUUCUUCACUAUGGUGAAGUUGUUAAUAACAAGGUUAAUCCACCUAUUGACUCUCUUCCAAACAAAAUUCCGAUAUCAGAAGUUACAAGUAUUAAAGUUGGAAAAGAUUGUCCGCAUAUCAAUCGAUUAAAAAAGGGAGUUAUUCAAUUAGCUUUCUCUAUAAUGUAUAACCAGGAAGAACAUUUAGAUUUUAUUGCCCCUACUCAAUAUUUAUUUUCUGUGUGGACUGACGCUCUUAAUUCUCUUUUGGGUAAAGAGAUGACUUCGCCUGAGUCAGGAUCCGAUUUAGAGAUGCUUCUAAAUAUGGAAAUGAAGUUGUUAUUAUUAGAUCUUGAAGAUGUUCGUAUUCCUGAAGUUCCUCCUCCCAUACCUAAGGAACCAGACAAUUACAAUUUCUUUUAUAAAGAUAUUUAAUUUUUUUAAACAUUUUUUAAGUUUUUAUUAUUUUUUAUUAUUUAUCUUUUGUAUUUUUUAAAUUAUUAUUAUUAUUUUUUUUAACUACUAAUUUUAUUGUGCAGAAAUAAAUUGAAGUUCAUUUUGCGCAUGCGCUUAUUCAUACUUCAUGCGAAAAUUGAAUUUCAAUUAUAGAAUAUCUGUAUCAAGUGUGCAAAACUUAUUUGUAUAAAAUAAAUAAUAAAUUUACUAAUUGCAAGUCUAUUUUUAUAAAAAACAUUUAAUUUGAAUAUUUUGUUGUUCUAAGCGUUGGUUCACUUUCUAAAACUUCUAUAAAAUGCGCGUGUUUGUUUUUUGCAGAUGCUUGCAAAUUUUUGCGUAUUUACAUUUCUAGAAAUUUAUUUGUAAUUUCUUUUUGCUACGAUUGUUUAUAAAACUGUUAUAUAUGCUUGUAUCAAAA